Messenger RNA from Paramecium sonneborni, 5096 nucleotides. The record is from the annotation of a GenBank genome assembly. Lineage: Eukaryota; Ciliophora; Oligohymenophorea; Peniculida; Parameciidae.
CAGAUAUUCAAUUAAGUAAUAAGAUGUUAAGAAAUAUCUAAUAAAGUGUGGUAAUUAAACAAAUAUAAUUUUUUAGUAUAAGAAAGUAAGAGACUAUACUAAUCCUCUUAAUUUACUCAUUCCUUGGUUGAAUGCAAUUUUUAAAAAAAUUAUGGGAAAUUUCUUUAAUGAAGAGAUAAAGAAGGAAUAAUUUACAUCUAUGGGUUUAAAGUAAUUAACAUUAAAAGUGAAUUCUUUAAAUUAAUAAAUGGCUCCCAAUAUACCAUUUGUGUUGGAAUCUGGAUCAAUUUCUCUAUUAAAAUUGGAUCUACACAAACUUACAUGUUUGAUUGAAGAAGUGGAAAUAACAUUAAAUUUCAAGACAAUUGAGUAAUAUGAAUAAUUUAAAAUAACUUAUGACUAAAAAAAGAUCACAGCAGACAAACUCUAGAAAAUUAAAGAUGAGAUUAUUAAAGCUUAUAAAGUAAAAAGUGAGACUUCAAAUAAUGCUAAUUAGAAUGCGUGGAAUAUCAUUAGAUAGUUUUUAUAGAAAAUUACUUUUACUGUCAAUAAAUUGGUUGUUCAUAUAAUUGAGCCAACUCAUAGAGAUAAAUUAUCUUUGGCAAUUAAUUAAAUAAGUAUGAGAGUUAGGAAAUUAUAAGAAGAGAAGGACUAAAUGGUCAGUACUAUGAUAAUAGGUGGAUGUUCAUUGCAUAUUAAUGAAUAAAAUAAAUUGUUUGAUGUAAAUAAUUAUCAAAAGGAAUCAUGUAUAUUUAGCUUAUAAUAAAAAUACACAAAUAAAUAUGAUUAACAUGUAGUUAUUCAUUUAAAAACAGAAUUGAAAGAAAGGUUAAAAUUUAAUAGUACUCUUUGUAUAAGAUUGAUGUAGAUGAACUUUAAUUAUAAAUAAUUAUAGAUAGCUAUAAGAAUAAUUAUGAGUAUUAUGGAUCAUAAUAAACUUAUAUAAUCUUAAGAUAAAAUUAUUAUUGAAUCAAUUAAAUAGUAAGCACAAUAAUAUCAAUUUACAUGGUGUGAGUCAUAAAUUAAUAAAAAUUAUUGUGAUUAAGUUGGAGAAAUCAAAAUAGAUGAUAUGGAGAGUAAAUCCUUGAGUGAUGAAGCUACAGUAGAGUUUAAUGAUGAUUUUGAGUAAGCUUUAGAGAGAAGUUUUGUAAAUGAAGAAGGUGUAGAUGUUUAAUUUGAGGAAUCUCAGAUUGAGGGAUUGAAUUAAUCAGUCCUUAAUUAAUCUAAUUUAGGAGAUUUAAAUUAAAGUACACUUAAAUAAUCUAUUUUUUCAAUGUCUGUAUUUAAAGAAUUGAUCAAUGAUGAAGAUGAUAAAUAGGGCUUAGAAGAAUUAGAUGAUGGACAAUUAAUCUUUAAAAUGAAAAUUUAGAAAGUAAGAGUCAUAUUCUCAAGAGAUACAAUAAUGGAUAAAUGGAGUGUAGAUAAUUUAAAGAAAACAAAUUAUUAUGAAUUAGAAUUAGAUUAAAUUAAUUGGUUGAUGACUAAAGAAAUAGGCCAAUAAUUAAUUACAUCAGUUAAAUAAACUAAAAUUGAAAUUCCAAUUGUUUAACUCUUUCAUUAUGAAUAUUGUAAUUUAUUACCUGAAGAUAAAUUUCAAGAUCAAACUAAUGAUGAUGAAAAUUAAGAAAUAUUUUAAAGUAUUAAUGAAAAUUGUCCUAUCAAUCCUUAAAAUUUAGAAAAUCAAAUGUUUCAUUCUUGCUAUAAUUUAAGUUAAAAUGAUGUUUUAGAAAAGAUUGCUUUAAAAAAGAGUGAGUUUAUCAAAGAAUAAGGGAAUUAUUACUAUAAAAAAAAAUGUUUACUUUAAUUAUAUGAUGGAACAAAAGAAUAAGAGGAUAAAAAUUUAAUAAUAAAAAUAGACAAUCAAUUUAUAUACUCUUAGGAAAAGAUUAAAUCCAUAGAUAAUGGUUUGUAAAUUAAAAUGCAUCAUUUAAAUAAUACUUAAGCAAUAUCAAUUAAGAAGAUUGAUAUUAAUUUAAGUAUAGAUGAAAUACUAGAGUUAAUAGAAAUAUUUAAAAUCGAUCAUUAGAGGAAGUCAAUUAAAAGUAUACCAAAUUUAAAUUUGAUAACAAUCCAUUAACUUUAAUUUAAGAUUUUAAUUCAAGAAACAGAUUAUGUUGAUUUUUAUUAUUUACAAUAGAUCAUUAAAAAUGAUCCUAAUAGUAGUAGUGUUAUUCAUUAAUAAUAGAAAAUAUCUUAUUUUGCAUUUAAUAUUAUCGAUUUCUAAGUAUAAUAAUCAAGUUCUGGUUUAAUAACCUUUGAUUAGAUUGAAUGUUUAAAGAUAGAAUAUGACAGAAUAAAACAAAUAUUUAAUAAUGAGAUAAUUGCUGAAAUAGGAGCAUAGGAAAAUUCUUAAACUUUGACUAGACCCAUAAUAAAACUUAUGGAUACAGAAGAAAUACGGGUGGCAAUUCCUAAAGUUGAGAUUUUCAUCAAUACAUCUUCCAUGGAAUUUGCAAAAACAUUAUUAAUUGUCUUAAAAGAUUUUCAAAAAAGAUCUAAAGAAUUAACCAAAAGUAAUAAGGAAAGUAAAUAAAUCAUUAAAUUGCUUUUUGAUGAAAUAAUUAUUAAAAUCAAUUUGGAAUAAUAAUCUAAUACAAAUUAAACAAGAUUUAUUGUACAUGCAUCAAAAUUAGCAGUAGAAAUGAUUGGAAAAGAUGAAGUUUUGUUAACUUUGUAUAAUUGUUUAGCUGUUGAUUUAAGUUGGAAUUGUAAAAAGCCUAAACAAGAUAUACCAAUUUAUGGUAGUCCAAAUGAAGUCAAAACAAAAGAUUAGCCUAAUUAAAUAAUACAUUUUAGAAAUUAAAAAUAUUAAGCAAAUCAAGUUUUAUUUUAUAAAUAAGAACGUUUUAAUAGAGAAGAAUUUAAGACUCUUUUAUAAAAUGAAAUGAUAAAAUCAGAUCAUAAUAUGGCAUUUUAAUAUACUACUAUCAAAUUAAAGACUAAUAGAUACUUAAAUCCAGAUUGUUUAGAUGUUUUAUAAGGAAGAACGAAUUUGGUUACAUUAAAGAUGAAUAAAAAUAAAAAAAUGGAAAUAAAAUAUUAGCAUGGAAUUAUAUAAAUAGAUGAGUAAUUAAUUGAAACAACAACCACUAUAUUAGACUUAACCUAAAGAUGGGAAUAAAUUUUGAUUCCAAAAUAAAUUAAUUUACAACAAAGUUAAUCUAAAUCUAUUUUUACUUUGACAAUUUAAAACAUAUGGUUGAAUUAUUUACCAACAUAUAGAAAAUCUACUUUGUUAAAAUAAUAUUUAUAGAAAAAAGAGGCAAUUAAAUCAUUAAUUGCUAUAUAACCAGAAUAAUUGUAUUAUUCAUGGAUUAGAGUUUUAAUUAGAAUUAAGAGUGCAACUCUAUCAAGUGAUUUAUAAGCUCAUUUGAGUUCAGCAUAAAUUUAUGUUAAAAGUACAUCCAAAGAUAUAAAACAUGCUAAUUUAAGUUUUUUAAAUCCCAUUUUAUUGGUUCCUCCAAAAAAUGGACUUUUUGAUGAGAAUCGAAAAUUUUCAGAUGGAUUUUAAAUUGAUAAAGAUGAAUAAGGUUUACUAAGAUUACUUUGUUUUUAAAAAUUAUUUAAAAUAAAAGGUGUAACAAUAUCAGGAAAAACAAUUAAUAUUGGUUAAAUAAGUGGGAAUUUAAAGAAAGAUUCAAUUAUCAGUUUAUGGGAUAUUACAUCAAUGACUUUAGAGAAGAUAAGAAAAAUAAUACCUGAAUAGGUGAAUAAAAAUUAAAUUAAUGUUUAACAAGAUGGUCAUCAAUACAAUCCAAGUGAAAAUUUAAAUAUUUUUGAGGAAGAUGAAAUUGAAUUACCAACAAUAGAAAAUAUUCCUAAUGAGAAAUAAUUUGAGAUUAUUCUUAAACAUCUUGAAAUUAAAUUAACAGUUGGUUAACAUUUCCCUCCUGAAGUAUUUAGUGAUACAAAUCCAAUUAAUACAGAAUUUUAAUAACAUAAUUAAGAAUAGUAUUAUCUUGAACAUUCAAAUUAAUUAUAAUUAGAAGAGUUUCCAUAAAUAAAUGAUUCAUAAUGUAGUUCUAUUAUUUUGAGUAUGAAAGAAUUAAAAUUAAUAUGUUGUGGACCAACAUAAAAAAACAUAAAUUAAUUUUAUUUAAAAUUAUUACACCUCGAAAUAGCAGAUAAAAUUUAUAGCUCUAAGUUUUCUAAAAUUGUUGGAAAAGAACCUAGUCAUGAAGAGUCAAAUUUUGCAGAGAUCUUUUAUUAAAUUGAUAAAAUUAAUAACAAAAUUGAUUUGGAAGCAUAUAUUGUUCCUUUAAGAGUGUGUAUAUCUGGAGCAGCUUUAGAAUUUUUAUAGGAUAUAAUAAAUAGUCAUCAAUAAUUAAAUCCAAAGGUUGAUAUGUUAAGUUAAUUGAAUGUAUCAAAUACUAAAGAAUCAAUAAUUGAAUUCUGUGUAUAGGAAGGAUAUUAAGUUACUUUCUAAAGAAUUAGUGAAACAAGUACAUUUAAAUAUUUAUAUAGAAAAAUCGAUAAAAGUAGGUUUUUUAAAUAUUGAGAGAUUAUAUUGUUAUAUAACAUUUGAUGGAAGUGGUGUAAAAAUGGAUGGAAAGUUGAAAGGCUUAGUUAGAUUAGCUUCUUAUGAUAAUCUAUUUAUUUUUUUAAAGAGGGCGUAAAUUCAUAAUUUAGUGUUUGAGAAUGAAACAGACUUCAUUAAAUUUAUGUUUGAGCAAUACUAAUAUCUCAUUAGAAAUGAUUCUUAAUUAAUUUAAAAAUUGAUCACUUCCUUUAAAGCAUUCCAAAAUAUUACAAAUAUUCUAUUAGGGUAUUAAUGAUAUAUAUAUUAAGAAUUCAAACAAUGUUUAUGACAAUAUUUAAAUAAGGAAUAGUAGCAGGAGUAUGUUCAGGAUCAAUACCUUUGGCAAAAGCGUUAGGAGAUGAGAUUGUUUAUUUGGCAAAAAAGCCUAUUGAAGUUUGCAGUACAAUGAGUGAAGGAAUUGGAUUUAAAAUGGCAAAUGUUGUAUUUAGUCCUAUAGAAAGAGUUUUAGACUAAUUUUCAAUAAUGGUAUUUAAGUAUAUAUCAUUAUUAGACUACAAGUGAUAGAAUUCCUAAAGAGUUUCUUAAAAAAAAUAAUGAAGAUUAAACUAAUGCAUGA